CGGUGAACUGUCAACUGGCUCGGGCUAUAUGUGAAUAGUCCGAUCUCGAUAAUGACAUCGGAGCACAACGCUCGUUCAAUUCAGCGAGAAGAGAGAGGGCACCAGGUUCUGCAAUCAUAUGCCAUCAGCGAACACGCAAAACGCUAAUAUCCAUUAUAGCAAAACAACGAAGGAAACUUCGCAGUAGCAACCCAAACGAUCACGGCAAUGACGCUGGCUUCCGCAGCAUUGAGCUUACGCUUGUCAAUGAAAUCUUGGCAGCUCAUCCCUCGCUCUUUACAUUUGGUCUCCAUGCAGACCACUGGCCCUUCCUUCGCUCGCCAGAUAAGCAUGGAUGCAAAGACUGUUGCUUCUCAGCUUAAUAGUUCUGGUCUGCUGCGGACUCAGGGCCUUAUUGGAGGCAAAUGGAGUGAUGCCUAUGAUGGCAAAACCAUAAAGGUUUAUAAUCCAGCAACCGGUGAAUCUAUAACAGAUAUUGCAUGCAUGGGUGGAAGAGAGACAAAUGAUGCGAUAUCUUCAGCCUAUGAUGCAUUUCAAUCUUGGAGCAAAACUACUGCUGCUGAGAGGAGUAAACUUCUGAGAAAAUGGUAUGAUUUGCUAAUGGCGCACAAGGAAGGGCUUGCUCAACUCAUAACCUUAGAGCAAGGAAAGCCUCUUAAAGAAUCUAUUGGGGAGAUAAAUUAUGGGGCUAGUUUUAUUGAGUUUUCGGCAGAGGAGGCAAAGCGUGUAUAUGGAGAUAUAAUUCCUGCACCGCUACCUGAUCGACGGCUAUUUGUUUUAAAGCAGCCUGUAGGGGUUGUUGGUGCUAUCACACCUUGGAACUUUCCUUUGGCUAUGAUUACCCGGAAGGUUGGUCCAGCCCUUGCGUGUGGCUGUACAGUGGUCAUUAAGCCCUCUGAACUUACUCCUCUCACAGCGUUGGCUUCAGCAGAGCUUGCAAUUCAAGCUGGAAUACCAGCGGGUGUUGUGAAUAUAGUAAUGGGAAAUGCUCCUGAAAUUGGGGAUGCUAUACUUGCAAGUCCACAGGUAAGGAAGAUUACAUUUACGGGCUCAACAGCAGUUGGAAAAAAGUUGAUGACAGGUGCUGCUGGAACAGUUAAAAGAGUAUCUCUGGAACUUGGUGGCAAUGCCCCUUGCAUAAUAUUUGAUGAUGCUGAUCUUGAUGUGGCAGUAAAAGGAACUGUUGCAGCGAAGUUCCGUAAUAGUGGACAAACAUGUGUAUGUGCCAAUCGAAUUCUUGUGCAAGAAGGUAUCUAUGAGAAAUUUGCAGCUGCUAUUCUUGAAGCUGUUAAGAAUAUGAAAGUUGGGGACGGUUUUAGUGAAGGUGUGGUUCAGGGGCCUCUAAUCAAUGAAGCUGCCGUUGAAAAGGUGGAAUCCUUACUUCAUGAUGCUACCUCAAAGGGAGCAAAAGUAAUUCUUGGGGGUAAAAGACAUAGCCUUGGAUCAACGUUUUAUGAGCCUACAGUUGUCACUGAUGUCAACAAUGAGAUGCGCAUAUCAAGAGAGGAAGUGUUUGGACCAGUUGCUCCUCUUUUGAGAUUUAAAACUGAGGAGGAGGCUAUCAAGAUCGCCAACGACACUAAUGCAGGGUUGGGUUCGUAUAUAUUUACGAACAGUGUUCAACGUUCUUGGCGUGUUGCUGAGGCUCUUGAAUAUGGACUUGUCGGUGUAAAUGAAGGAGUAAUUUCAACGGAGGUUGCUCCAUUUGGCGGGGUCAAACAGUCUGGCCUUGGAAGAGAGGGCUCCAAAUAUGGAAUGGAUGAAUAUUUGGAGAUCAAAUAUGUCUGCUUGGGAAACAUGAACAAAGACUGAACUGCGAGGGAUGCUCAUGUUCUGAUGCCAUGAUAUGAUCAUCCACGACGAUCGAUGAGCUGUUCAAAUGCCUUUGGAGAGUUUGGAAGAGGGAGUGACUCUUGUGUUCAGCCAUUGCAGAAGCAGCAUGUGAAAGCACCUCCUGUGUAUAUAUAAUAAGUGCGGGCAGAGAACGGAUUUUUGGACUAAUCUAUCUCUUUUCUCAGUCUCUUUUCUUCCGUAAUUUAAUUUCUGAGGUAUUUUGCAUGAACAGUGAUGCUUCUUUCAAGUUAUUUUCCCCACUUUUCUUUUCUCUACUGUUACAUUUAUGAUUCAGGGACGUGAAAAUGCUGCAAAUCCUUCAAACUUUGCUUUGAUAUGGUUUUUAAUGGUUGCCAUAGCUUGCCCGCCCCAAGUAAGGGAAAAUUUACAAGUCUCUUUCUUUCUCU
Prosopis cineraria is the source of this 2240-nucleotide messenger RNA. RefSeq names its product succinate-semialdehyde dehydrogenase, mitochondrial. Gene Ontology annotation, biological process: GABA catabolic process. The record is from RefSeq and is a predicted model, not a curated record. NCBI's taxonomy places the organism in Eukaryota, Viridiplantae, Streptophyta, Magnoliopsida, Fabales, Fabaceae. The transcript is spliced from 20 exons. The coding region runs from base 208 to 1812 and encodes 534 amino acids. Gene Ontology annotation, molecular function: succinate-semialdehyde dehydrogenase (NAD+) activity.